Molecule: messenger RNA, 2699 nt
Organism: Galleria mellonella (greater wax moth)
Lineage: Eukaryota; Metazoa; Arthropoda; Insecta; Lepidoptera; Pyralidae
Product: glucose dehydrogenase [FAD, quinone]-like
Exons: 3
Coding region: 1-2562 (853 amino acids)
Molecular function (GO): oxidoreductase activity, acting on CH-OH group of donors; flavin adenine dinucleotide binding
Source: RefSeq, a predicted model, not a curated record
AUGUCGACAUACGGGCAAAUGUCAAUUAGGCCGAUUUUAUCUAAUACCAGAAUUAUGUUCGGGUUGUUACCAGGUCUCGGAGCUAUGAUUGUACUCCGAAUGGCCAUACAUAUAUACAGACCGGACAUAGAAGAUGCAGAGCAUCGUGUGAGAGAUCAUCCAUUCGAACAUCUUUACGACUGUUACGAUUUCAUUAUAGUUGGAGGUGGUUCAGCGGGUGCAGUGUUGGCUAACAGACUUACAGAAAAUCCCGAAUGGACCGUCCUAUUAUUAGAAGCCGGACAAGAUGAGAACGUGCUCUCCGAGUUGCCCGUUUUAUUUCCCGUGUUACAAACAUCCUCGAUAGACUGGCAGUUUGUUACUGAACCUGGUGAUGAAUAUUGUUUAAGCAUGGUGGAUAAGAGAUGCAAGUGGCCCCGCGGAAAAGUGUUAGGUGGUUCUAGUGUAUUAAACGCUAUGUUGUAUAUUAGAGGUAAUAGACGUGACUACGACAAUUGGGCCAGCAUGGGUAAUACUGGUUGGUCUUUCAGUGAUGUGUUACCUUAUUUUUUAAAGUCUGAAGAUAUGCGUAUACCAGAGUACCAGGACAGCCCAUUCCAUUCUACUGGAGGUCCCUUAACGAUCGAAUAUUUCAAAUACGAGCAACCAAUUACUCGAAAGAUUUUAGAAGCUGGUCAGCAGCUUGGAUAUAAUAUUUUGGAUGUAAAUGGAGCAUAUCAGACCGGAUUCACCCGCUCACAUGCAACUGUUCGCGAUGGUCUUCGAUGUAGUACAGCGAAAGCAUUUUUAAGACCUGCAGGAAAGAGGCUUAAUUUACACGUUAGCAUGCACUCAUUGGUGGAAAAAGUUUUAAUAGACGAACAUAAAAAGGCGUAUGGAGUGCAAUUUACCAAACAUGGUCAGCAUCGUAUUGUGAAAGCUAGCAAAGAAGUUAUAUUGUCUGCUGGAGCUAUACAGUCACCACAACUUCUAAUGCUCUCAGGAAUAGGAGACGCCAGACAUUUGAAAGAAAAUGGUAUUUAUCCAAUUGUCGACCUACCUGGAGUAGGUAAAAAUCUCCAAGAUCAUGUUGCAAUGGGUGGGCACUCUUUUCUUUUUGAUAAUCCUUAUGAUAACGGAACGGACUACUGCUUUAAUUUAAUUAAUGCCUACAUGUUAAAUACUUUGAUAGAUUUCGCAGUCCAUAAGAAAGGCUAUUUAUACAGCAUGAUGGAAGCUGAAGCUAUGGCAUUUGUAAACACAAAGUUCCAAGAUGCCACUGAAGAUUAUCCAGAUAUUCAACUUUUCAUUGCUCCAACAGCAGAUAAUAUGGAUGGGGGAUGGUUUGGAAAAAGAGCUAAUGGUCUAACAGAUGAGACUUAUGCUGAAUUGUAUGAAGACAUUUUGUACGACUCGUCGUUUUCUAUAGUUCCUUUGCUUUUGAGGCCUAGAAGUCGUGGUUUCUUAAAACUUAGAGAUGCAAAUCCAUAUUCGCCGCCUCUAAUAUAUCCGAACUAUUAUUCAGAUCCACAAGACAUGAAAGUAAUGGUAGAAGGUGCACGUAUAGUCCAAGCAAUAGUUGAACAACCAGCUCUUCGGAAACUUAACGCGCGACCAAAUCCAAACAGAAACCCAGGAUGUGCAGACUUCGAUCUAAUGUCCCAGGAGCAUUUGGAAUGUCAGGCGAGGCAUCACACGCUCACUAUAUAUCAUCCAGUCGGUACUUGUGCUAUGGGACCAGUGAACAUACCAGAGAGUGUCGUCGACCCACGACUGAGGGUUUAUGGAAUAAGUAAUCUGAGAGUGGUAGAUGGGAGCAUCAUGCCAACGAUUGUAAGUGGUAAUACGAAUGCUCCUAUCAUUAUGAUAGCCGAAAAAGCUUCAGACAUGAUCAAAGAAGAUUGGAGUGAUGUUGCAGAUUAUGGAAAUAGUUGUCCACCCAUUUAUAACGGCAGACAGCACCAGGAAAACAAGGAGAGCGAUGAACCAAGCAAAAUAAAUCUAAAUCAUAUAGAUUUAGACGUAUUCAGUGAGACAUCAAACAUUUUUCCGCAUUUACCAACAGAUAAAUUUGAAGUUAAAGCAACAAAAUUAAAAAAAGGCAACAUUGAUAGCAAACCACAUUUAAUAUCUCGCGAAUAUGAAGCUAAAUAUAAAGAAAUUAUCCCGAUACACAAAUCGAAAGAUCUAAAACCACCUUAUGGUCCUGAAUUUCAACAAAAUCAUAUCAAUCCCAACUUCCUCCCUGGAAAUAUACCGUAUUAUCUUACACCAUACCCUUAUUGGAAUAUCCCUCAAUAUUCGGACAGAUACAAUUGGUUGCCUCAAGGAAAUUAUGGGCAAUAUCCUAAGCAAAACCCAUAUCAAUUUAAUGUUAUGAAUCGCUCAAGACCCAACUUGAAACAGAAGAAAAGACCCUACACACUUCCUGCAAAUCAUAAAUUAACACCAGUUCAAAAUUAUCCUUACAGAGUAGAUCAAACUCCACUGUUUUAUGAAACUGAAAAUAUUUCAACGCCAAAAGGCCAGAAAUGUAAAGCUUGGUUAUACUACAAUGGAAUAAAAUAUGAAAUUGUAUUAUGAAUUGUAUAAUUAAUGUAAAUUAUUGCUAAAUUGUUAUUAUUUAUGUAACUGUUAAUUAAAUACUUGUAAAUCGGAUAUUAUAUUUCCUUUCCUGCAUAAAAAAAAAUAUAUGAAUCCAUGAUAUACAUCCCAAAUAG